GGACAAUUCUGUAAACAGUUUUAGAUAAUCAUGUCAGAAUCGACAUCUUUGAUGAGAAUGGGAAAUUGACGCGACGUGUGCGUGAAAUCUAGUUUGCAUUCUUGAACGAAAAUUAAAAUUUUAUUUAACCGCGGUAUUUGACAUGUUUAUGUUUUGAUUUCCUUCGAGUGAAUCUUGUUGCGAGUUUCGAAUAGUCAACAAAAAAUAAAUAAAAACAAUCAUGUUCGGAGAAUCGGAUUCUAUUAAUCAAACUCUUGUAUCAAACAUAGUUAAUGCUAACCGAUUCAGCCACUGCAGGUUAUGUUUGCAGUUUAUUGAAAAGCAUUUUGUACGGUUUCAUGAUUUAGUAACGAUUGAUCAAAUUGAUUUUAUUCCCUUGUCCAAUGUUUUAACAGUGCUUUUUGGGAAUAAUUUGUCACUUGAAGAAAUCCCAGGCAUUGAAGCCGUUUGCACAGAAUGUGUUAAUAAAACUCUAGAAGCCAUGAGAUUUUUAGAACUGUGUAAAAAUGCAAAUAAAAAGCUUUAUGACAUCUUUGACAAAUUGGCAGAGACAUUGAAUGGAGAAAUUGAUUUAUCUUGUCAAAAUCAAUCUCUUUACAUAGCUCUUGAAGAUAAUACAACUAAAAUUCUUUUAGUAAAGAAUAAAAAAAAUAUGGAGUCAAAGUCGAAGAAAGGACAACAUUCAUUUGAAUGUUUUCUGUGUGAUGAUAGCUUCAUUGAUCUUGAUGAAUUAAAAACGCACAACCUUUCCCUUCAUGGAUUUUUGACUUGUGAACUGUGCCACGAAACAUAUGUUAAUAAUGCGGAACUUUUAUACCAUGUAAAUAAUGCUCAUAAAUACAAAUGUGAUAAGUGCCAAAUAAGGAAGGACACACAAGACCAACUUGACAAUCAUAUAGACUCAGCUCACACAUUACAUGAAUGUAAAAAAUGUGGUAUAUCAUGUACAGGACGCGACAACCUGCGCUCCCAUGAAGACAAACACAGUAAUAACAGCUAUAAGAAAAAUCAGUGCCCAAAAUGUGGAAAAGUGUAUUCUACAAAAGGAUUCUUUCUAAAGCAUGUCAAGCUUUGCUUUGAAGAUCUCAUUGAUCCACAUCCUAUAAGAAGUGAAAUUGUGAAAACUUUCUUUUGCAAUAUUUGCGGAAAAGGAUAUAGCUCAUAUGGUAGUUUGAGGGUACACAAUAGGUUUACACAUGGCAAUGCUAAACCACAUGUUUGCAAACAAUGUGGAAAGAAAUUUACUGCCCCUAGUUAUCUAAAAGUUCAUAUGAUUAAGCAUACAGGAGAAAAGAAUUUUAAAUGUAAUAUUUGUGGGAAUAGGUUUGUUUCAAAAGAGGCGUUGCUGUAUCAUACAAGAAGACACACAGGAGAGAAACCUUACACCUGCAAACACUGUGAUGAAAGGUUUGUGAAUGCUUCAGCAAGAACUGAACAUAUCAAAUUCAAACAUAUCGGCCCCACAUUGAUGUGCGAGAUAUGUUCUCAGAAGUUUGUCACAACACAUUUUCUGAAGCAACAUAUGAAUAAACAUUACGACCCAACAAGCAAGUUAUAUGUGUCAAGAGUAAUACCUCCAAAUUAGCUAGACAAUGAAAAUUCAGAAUAAAAUCACAAAUGAUUCAGUUAGUUUUAACUACAAACAAUUUUGCCAAGAUGGCAUUAAUCUAUUUAUAAUCAAGUUUAUUAUUGUACCUAUCUAAAUAUACAAGUUGGGUCAGAGGUAUUUUCUGUAUACAUGCAGGACAUUCCGAGUCCUUACCGCCAAAUUAUCGUAAGCGACACUUUUGUCGAAAUGCGUUUUUUGUGGAAACUAAUAUUUUAAACCGUAACGGACCCAUCUCUGUUGAUAUUUUCCUCUAUUCUUCCCUCUAUUAUAUUAUAACGGUGU
Messenger RNA from Chilo suppressalis (striped riceborer), 1891 nucleotides. NCBI's taxonomy places the organism in Eukaryota, Metazoa, Arthropoda, Insecta, Lepidoptera, Crambidae. The record is from the annotation of a GenBank genome assembly.